CCAUAAUAGGACACAUUGACAAAAACCGACAGUGGGGUUUGUUGUUUGCAGAUAUGCAACACGAAACAUGGACAACUUGGGGGGAUAUGGCUUCGUCUUAUUGAUUUUCCUGCUUGUUAUGUCUCCACAAGAAUCUUAUGCUAGUAGCAACUGCACUGAACAUUGGUUGACAGUUUGUCAGGAUCAGUUCAAUGAGAACAACUUGAAGAUAUGCCAGGAAAUUUUGGAAUUACGGUCUUGUCUCAAAGCUUGUGCUAAUAACAUUUGGCCAAGCCAUGCCAGGAUAAGAGUCCAGUAUGAAUCACUUAUCAACAAAGUAAAUUCUUUUCCUGACUGUUUACCACCAAGUAAAGUUCAUAGAAAAGUAUGUAGUGAGGAUCUUGUCAAUAGAUGCUACCAAAAAUUUAAUCGGAACUCUUCAUCAAUUUGCCGAGAGGUGAAAAAUCUGCGGAUGUGCAUUAGUGAACUGGCUGGUUGUCACGUUACAAAACAUCCUAAAUUUGUUUUAUCCAUGGACAUACUUGAAAAACACAGGAAAUGCUUCUUUGUCAAUUAUUCCCGGAUAUUGGAGGUCCUCAAGAAAAAAGAUCAUUCUCAAAAGCCAGUUAGUACUCCCCAAGCUGUUAAAACUCCUAAAACAGGAAAAUCUGUUCCAGUUGUGAAGAUGAAUGUGACAAUGAAACCUUCAGAGAGUAAAUCAGAACCACGAAGUGAACAUCUUCCAUAUACUUUUGUUGUUGUUGCAACUGUGUGUACAUGCAUGUUUCUUGUGGUACUUGUUGUCUUCAGCAUUGUACGGCAUACAACACUCUCAAAACGUCAAAGGAACUCAAUAGUGACAAGAGCUCCAACAAGAAUACAUAUCAGAACACAAAAUCGCAGAUACAGAACGAGAAGGCACCACCAUCAUCGCAAUCAUAGAGGACAUGUUGUUAUCCAGGGUGCACGGCAGACUGUCUCUGGAUUCUUUGAGGGGAAUGUUGCCCCUCCACCAUACAGCGCAGUUCUUGAUGAUAAUGAAAGUGUCAGAGCUGGUGACCCACCCCCUCCAUAUCGACCACCCUCUUGUAUGGCACUAGGUGUUAUUGUUUAGUGUUCAUUGAAACACAUUUGACUUGUCAUUCCAUGAUAAUGGCUUGGCCUAUUGCCAUUGGUAGGGUCACUUAAAUUAUGCUAAAAAAAUUUGAACAUAAUGCUUUUCAGCAUCACCAUGGAAACACAACAUUAUCAAGAAAAUUUUCAAGAAGUUUAGCCAUUAUGCCAGUAUUAUGCAUGAUGCUCUGACUAAAGCAUUAUACAUAUAAUUAUGCUAGCAUGAUUUAUCUGACCCAAGCCACAGUGACCCUCGCAUUGGAGUGGCCUUUGAAAUUUUCAUUUUCAUUAGACUGAAGUGGUCUUGAGUUUCUGACCAGACUUUAGGAUACAGGAGUAUAGGUCAAAAGUUCAAGUAUCUAAUCAUAAGCAAGUGGGGGGCCUUUUUAAACUAUAGCACAAGUGAAACCCAGAUUUGAUCAUUGGUGUCUUUUGUAAGGAUCUUGUCAAACAAAGGAAUUACAGUGAUCAGCAUCCUGGUGCAUGUGUCUAUGUUAGCCUGCGCUUGUGUUUUAGUGAAAAUUGGAUCAAUGUCAGUACUUUAGCCACCGUGCACCUACCCCUCCCCUAACCCAACAAUAGUCAACUAAUAAUGUUGGGGUAUGAGAGGGGUAGGUGUGCAGUUGUUUAGAUACUGAUAUUGAUCCCAAAAAUCAGCAGCAAAGGAAAAAAAUUAUAUGUAAAGUGUAUAUACAGACAGUUUUAAUGAAAUAUAAGAGAGAUCUAUUUUACUUGUAUUUACCUAACAUCAAGGUUACUGAAUUCUUCAUGUUCAGUUUUUUUUUUUUGACAAAAUCGAAUGAAUUAGAAUGUUCACAUCAAUUUAGGAAAUGUUGAUUUCAAAUGAAGGAUUGUGUUUAUUUCAUUUCUGCGAAAAAAACAAUGUAAGUUAAAGAACAGAUAACAGUUUUACACUUUUAAGCCAUGUUAUUUACAGACAAUUCCAGCUGCAGCCAGAGAAA
Molecule: messenger RNA, 2054 nt
Organism: Pocillopora verrucosa
Lineage: Eukaryota; Metazoa; Cnidaria; Anthozoa; Scleractinia; Pocilloporidae
Source: RefSeq, a predicted model, not a curated record